AUGCCCCUCCCUCCGUCUCCCCUGAAACUCUCACACCGCUACCCAUCCAGCGGAAUCGACGACUCACCCAUCUCCCCUGGGACAAAUGGAAAUAACUUCGCACUCGCAAGCCCCCGAUUAUCAGCUCCGUCAUCUCCUGCCAUCUCCCGCCUCAAUUCCAACAUGAGCGAGUCACAUCGAGAAUCCGGAGACUUCUCCGCCGUUGAUGCAGGCGGAGGAGGCCUGGGAAACCUAGCUGACGAGCUGGCUGAUGCAUGGGAAGAAGAUGAAGAUGGAUAUGGAUAUGUGUCAGGCCAGGAAGCCAGCCGUGCGGGGUCACAGCAAAUAAGUCACAGCGAUAUGGAAGAUGCAUACAUACAAUCAAUGCAUGGCCUGCGUUCCCGGUCACCCUCCAUUUCAUCCGAAAAAGAUUCACUCCACCCAUCAAGGAACAGGAACCGCACAAACCUUCUACGGUCACAUCGACGACAGGAGUCACAAUACGACGGUUCAGAUUACGGACCUGACUCGGACCUAGAAGAGACGGACAUUUCUCCUGCCCUGGAGAGCCAAAUGGCUGAGAUCGAGAGCCUCGCUCGGCGGGGUAUAGAGAACAACGGGAGCGAAAACGACCACGUUAUUCAGCGGACGGUCGAGUCAUUGAAAGAUCUCGGCGGACAAAGCGGGAUCGAAAACAGCGCCAUGAGACUCAUAACCGCCUAUUCCUCAAUCACAUCACAUCUCACCCACCAAACCCGCGCCCUUCAAUCCCUAGUUCACCCCCUCCUCUUCUCCCCAUUCCCCCUCCUCUCCGAAGACGCCAUCGACUCCCUCAUGCCCCUCAUCGACGAAGGCCUCCUACCAAACCUCCCAUACCCAUUCCCCGAACAACAACGCCAGGCCUCCCGUCCAUCAACCCCGCAAUCCUCCGCACACAACCCCCUCGCCUCCCUCCAAGCCCUCAUCUCCCAAACCGCAGACAUCACACAUUCCCUCCGCGGCUUAAGCGACACGCUCUACGAGUCGCGACAAUUGACAGCCACAGCGUCCCGCCGACUCCGCUCCGCGCGCGAACUCGUCGCUGAUAUCCGCCGGGAAGAAGAGAGCCGCGAAGAGGGAUCCCGGUGGAUCGAGCGCGGUGAAUGGGACCGUCGUCUAAGGGAUAGAGAGGCGGGUAAGGUCUGCGGGGAUGUUGUCAGUGGGUUUGAGGCUGUUUGUGGCGAGUGGCGUGAGAAGCUCUUCGGGGCUAAUGCUGAAGUUGCGGCUGCAUAG
Molecule: messenger RNA, 1251 nt
Organism: Penicillium bovifimosum
Lineage: Eukaryota; Fungi; Ascomycota; Eurotiomycetes; Eurotiales; Aspergillaceae
Exons: 2
Coding region: 1-1251 (416 amino acids)
Source: RefSeq, a predicted model, not a curated record